UUUUGUGUAUUUUGUCUAACGUUGGCCGUUGACUAGGAGUGAGGGGCCGCGAGGGAAUGUUUUAAGAGAGAGCAAUUGGAAAAUUGAGAGAGAGAGGGAGAGCCAUGAACGGAAUAGCAGUUUCGCCGACGAACAGUUGUUUUCUCAACAUUCAAAACAUACCCACCAAACAGCAAUCCAGGAAUUCGCUCGAGUUCUUUAACAAAACCUCAAAUCCAUCAAAUCGAGAAAACCCAUUUCCUUCAUUUGCCAUUAAAGCCUCAAAUACCACACAAUCAACUGUGCCUCCGCUAGUGGUUGUUGGAUCAGCCAACGCAGACAUCUAUGUAGAAAUUGAGAGGCUACCCGAAGCAGGAGAGACCAUAUCAGCCAAUUCAGGGCAGACACUUGCUGGUGGCAAGGGUGCCAAUCAGGCUGCUUGUGGAAGCAAACUCUCCUACCCAACAUACUUUGUGGGUCAGGUGGGUGAGGACGCACAUGGGAAAUUGAUCACUGAUGCAUUGGGGAGUGGUGGGGUUUUACUUGAUUAUGUGAGGAAUUUGGUUGGUGUACCAACUGGGCAUGCUGUGGUGAUGCUGCAACGUGAUGGCCAGAAUUCCAUCAUUAUUGUUGGUGGUGCCAACAUGAGUUGUUGGCCUGAGAGGCUCUGCGAUGAGGAUUUGCAGGUUGUGAGAAAAGCUGGGAUUGUUUUGCUCCAGCGGGAAAUCCCAGAUUAUGUCAAUAUUCAAGUUGCUAAGGCUGCAAAAGGCGAAGGGGUUCCUGUAAUUUUAGAUGCAGGGGGAGUGGAUGCACCAAUUCCUCUUGAACUACUGAAAGCUAUUGAUAUACUGAGCCCAAACGAAAGUGAACUUGGUCGUUUGACUGGAAUGCCGACUGAAAACUUUGAACAAAUUAGUCAGGCUGUGGAGAAGUGUCAUGCCAUGGGUGUGAAACAAGUCCUUCUGAAACUUGGUGCCAAAGGAUCAGCCUUAUUUGUAGAAGGGGAGAAUCCAAUUAAACAAGCUGUAAUAUCAGCUCCUAGGGUCGUAGAUACUACUGGAGCUGGUGACACAUUUACUGCUGCCUUUGCAGUGGCUCAGGUUGAGGGCAAGUCCAAAAAGGAAUCCUUGAGAUUUGCUGCUGCAGCAGCUUCUCUCUGUGUUCAAGUAAAGGGAGCCAUUCCCAGCAUGCCUGAUAGAAGAUCAGUCUUGAAUCUUCUGCAGUCUGUCUGAGGUUUUCUUGUUUUCUUUUUUUUCUUUUGUUGUCUUGGAUAGCCGGCUUCCAUUGGUCUGUAUGCAAAUAAAUGAAAGGUAAUGGUCCUUUGUCGUUACUUUUCAAAUAAUCAUCGAGGGUUCUUUUACAUUUAAUAUCACGACCAUGGUAAAAACCCACCAUGGAUUCAAAGUUUCUGGUAUUCCUCCCUCUUUAGUGCUACUCUUUUCUUGAAUUCAAGUAUGUGCAGGGCACUGGAUUAACUGUUUGGUAACAGUGCAGCUUAUCUUUUCAUAGAUUUUCUUAUACACGAAUGUUGUUGCAAAGGUAUUACUCUCUAGUCUCCGACGGUUUCUUUCUUAGUGGAAAGCUAUUUGGGGUAAAAUCCUAACCAUUUACGGUCUCCAAAGAAGAGGCAUUGCUACUACAAGUAGAUGUGUUUAUCUGUAAGAGAGAUUCAGAGUCCAGUAGUCAUAACUUUCUGAACUGUUCUUGGAGAAGGAAGAUCUGGUUAACUAUCUGAAACCAUAUAUGGAACCGUUUCAUUGAUAAUAUACAUAUAUAUGUAGGGUUUAUAUAUAUGUAUAUAUGCAGAAGUGUGUCUGCUGAAUUAAUAUUGCUUAGGACUGGUUUUGCUUAGACACAGAGAGAGGGAAGAUCUUCAACAGUAUCCCAAUGCUUGCUGGUUGCUCUGGCUAGAAAGUCAUAUCCAAGUUUUCUCAGACAAUGGAAGCCCUUUAGAUCAUUUUAUGGACAAUCGGCUUAGUAAUUUAUACUCUGGUUUUCCAGAGAUUGUACUAAUAUCCUGCAAACCAUCCCUAUAGUUGUACCUUA
Messenger RNA from Tripterygium wilfordii, 2025 nucleotides. RefSeq names its product ribokinase. Gene Ontology annotation, biological process: D-ribose metabolic process. The coding region runs from base 105 to 1211 and encodes 368 amino acids. Gene Ontology annotation, molecular function: ribokinase activity. The transcript has 4 exons. Lineage: Eukaryota; Viridiplantae; Streptophyta; Magnoliopsida; Celastrales; Celastraceae. The record is from RefSeq and is a predicted model, not a curated record.